Mesorhabditis belari is the source of this 1803-nucleotide messenger RNA. The record is from the annotation of a GenBank genome assembly. NCBI's taxonomy places the organism in Eukaryota, Metazoa, Nematoda, Chromadorea, Rhabditida, Rhabditidae.
AUGAGCGAUACGGUGCGCGACCUAGAGGGGCGUCGCAUAAACGCCGUCACACCCCUUCAUCUUUCAUCUGGAGAAGGUGGAAUGUUGAAGAAUCUCUUACAAGAAGUUCAAGUACAACAAAAACAACAACAGCAACAUCCAAGCUACGUCGAUGAUGAGAAUGAGAAACGAAAGAAGCAAAUGUUGGAGCAAUAUCAGAAUCGAGUUCUUCUUCAUCAAAUGGGCCAACAACAACCACCUCCACCACUCUAUCAGACAACACAUCAAUUUCAGACGACAAGUGGAGCGGUGAUACAUAUUGGGAAAAGAUCCGAUCCAGGCAGUCAGCCGUCUUCAUCUCAACCAAUGUCCCACAGUCAACCUUGUCUUGUCGCUAUUGGAGAUCGAGGAGAUCAAGCUCCAAUCACGAAGCAACAUGCCCAAUUCCAACGAUGUUCAUCCACUGAACAUGAAUCAUCCGGACACAUACCGAAUAGACAUGUUGGGAACACGCAAAAAUUGGUGAAUUCGUUGAGAGAAGAGAAUCUAUCAUUGAAGAAACAAAUUGAUGUGAUGAAAAUAAAAACGAAUCGAUUGCAACAAUUAGAAGCAGCUCACAAAAGUAUUGAGGCCGAGUACGAGUUUUUGAUGAAAGAAAAGGAAAAGAAUGAUACGUUGGAGAAAACAGCAUUUCAGACCAUGGAGAAUCGAAUGAAACAUUUACAUCGAGAGAACGAGGCAAUGAAAGAUGAAAUUGCACGAUUAAAUGAAAGAUUCCAAGGCCACCAAUUCUCACUUGAUUAUCAGCAACAGAUAAACAAGUUGAAUAUCACGUUGACUGACCUCUACACACAAAAUGAAUCUCUAAAAGGGACGCUUUCAAGACAAGCAGUCGAAGUGCAAGCUCAACGGAGAAAUCUCGAGGAACAGAGAACACAUAUAGCAAUGUUGGAGACAGCUCUAUCAAAUGCACAAGACAGAUUGACGAGGAAAGAAAAGAUGUACGAAGAGCACGCGGCAAAACCUGAAGGAACAGCUUAUUUGGAGAAUCUCCUACACGAUGCAAUUGUUGAUAAACAGCAACGAGAGAAAGCUCAUGCCGAAGAGAAAGCCCGACUCGAGAUGGAGAUCGCUCAGUUGAAAAUGAUCAUCAAUAAAGAAAACGGAGUCGGCGGAAUCAAACUCGGCUCAUCGAGAAUUGGACCAGAUGAGAAUUCAGACAAAUACAAAAAGGUGUUAAUCGAUAAAGAAAAAAGAAUUACGAGAUUGGAAAAAGAUGUGAUGGAUUUGCGGAGAAAAUUACAUGAGGAAGCUGAAAGGAAGAAGGAUGCAUUGGAUGCGGUAUCGGGGAGUCUUGAAGCAAAGAUCAAAAGAUUGGAAGAUGAGAAAAUUGAGAGGGAUCGACGAAUCGCAGAAUUAAGUGAAGAAAAAGAACGACUCAAUGAUCUUCUCAUUGAUAAAAGAGACGAAGACGCGGCUCGUCGUGAUCUUCAUCGAAUGGAAGAAAUGAGACAAAAGAUUGAUGAAAGAAGAAGGAGACAUAAUCGACAAUCAAAUGGAAAUCAUUCUGAUAUCUCAUCGAGUGCAACAAUGAUGGUUGAACACUCACCAACAGGCUCUCCAUCAUUGAGAGCGCCCACUUAUGAAAGUCUUGGUUUUGAUUCGACUUCGCUACUCUCACAGUUCUCGAGCUCGAGUCAUCUCUCCAAUUCAUCCAAUCAAUUCAUUCCAUCAUUUCAAUCAAAAUCUCCAGGUGCUCAAUAUUCGACGAUUCUCCCACACGAUGAUCCCAAUCACAAUGAAGGGGCCACUGUUUGGAAUGUC